Austrofundulus limnaeus is the source of this 755-nucleotide messenger RNA. RefSeq names its product component of gems protein 1. Lineage: Eukaryota; Metazoa; Chordata; Actinopteri; Cyprinodontiformes; Rivulidae. The record is from RefSeq and is a predicted model, not a curated record.
CACCACCACCAUCAUCAUCAUCAUCAUCCUCAGCAGCAGCACCACGCCUACAACAGCACCGCUGCAGCUUCAGUCCCCGCCCCCGCCUCCUCCUCAGCCAACCCGGCCCCCGUCUCCGUGCCCACCCAGAUCCCCGCUCCGGUCUCCCCGUCGGCGCCGGCUCCGCCCCCGCCGCCGCCCCCGAUCCCGCCCCGAGACCCGCCGCGGGCCCACAGCCGGCUGACCCGGGCGCCCUCCACCAGCACCGGGACCAACACCAACUUCGUGGAGAAGGAGAAGGAGCGUCUGGAACGCCUGCACAGAACCAACGCCUCCAACAACCACCACGCCCACACGCUCCACCACAAACCGUCUUAUUCCUCCUCCUCCACCUGUUCUACUACCACCACCUCUUGUCGUACCUUCAACAACCCUACUAGCAUCACCACUCCUUCCUCCACCACCUCCUCCUCCUCCUCCUCCUCUCUCUACUCCUCCAGCCUACCUCCUAACAGCCACGCCACCUACCAUCAGUACUGCUGCCCCGCGCGCCUCCGCCUGCCCAAGCCUCCCUGCGCCCUGCCCCCCGCCAAGCACCACGAGCAGGCAAGGUAAGGGAUAGAGUCCCCCCCCCACUGCAGACCUCCUUCCACACCUGCCUCACCUGCUUCUUCCAGCUCUGCCUCCACCCACCCUGCUGCCCCCGCAGCCUUCCCUGAACCACAUCCAGGAGCAGGGAGGAGAAAGUGAAAACAAGUCUCUUCUUGUCGUAACAG